AUGAGCCUGACCGAGCGAGUGUCCGGCCUGUUUUCGACAACACCGGCUGCGGACUCAACAACGAAUAAUGAAUACCCUGUCCCUUCCCUUCGCCCACAACCUGCCCAUCAUGGUAUAGUUAUUGGUGGCUCCGCCGGCCAUGCGCGGAAUGACCAUCUGUUGGAGGAGGAGGAGCCCCGUCCGCCCUAUCUACAUGCUAUGAUAGCAGGUGGAACUGGAGGAACAUGUGGUGAUAUGUUGAUGCACUCGCUGGAUACCGUCAAGACCCGACAACAAGGCGACCCGACAUUCCCGCCCAAAUACACAUCGAUGACCUCGUCGUACGCAACUAUCUACCGUCAAGAAGGAUUUCUCAGAGGUUUAUACGGUGGUGUCAUUCCAGCUUUCUGGGGUUCCUUCCCGGGUACGGUGACGUUCUUCGGUGUAUACGAGUUCACCAAGCGCCAAAUGCUGGAUAGAGGCGUCAACCCCAACAUCGCAUAUCUUUCUGGAGGAUUCUUCGCAGACUUGGCUGCAUCGAUCGUUUACGUGCCAAGCGAGGUACUCAAGACCCGACUGCAAUUACAAGGCCGAUAUAACAACCCAUAUUUUCAUUCGGGAUACAACUACCGCAGCACGACCGAUGCAUUCCGAACAAUCGUGCGACAGGAAGGUGUAUCGGCACUUUUCCACGGUUACAAAGCGACUAUUUUCCGUGAUUUACCAUUCUCCGCUCUCCAAUUCGCCUUUUACGAGCAAGAACAGAACCUAGCGAAGGAAUGGGUUGGUCAAAGGGACAUUGGAUUGGGUCUAGAAAUUCUCACUGCAGCCACAGCAGGAGGUAUGGCGGGUGUCAUUACAUGUCCGCUAGAUGUGGUGAAGACGCGAAUCCAAACCCAACAAAAUCCCCCGGCAAACCCCACUGGAUCAUCAGGAACCAAGCAUACUGGAGAUCACCAUGUGCCCAAAGAAAGCCCUCGACCACACACACCUAGUUCAUCCCAUCCUCACACUCACUCUUCACGAACAUCAUCGCGCCCUAUCUCCACAUCAUCACCAUCUACAUCGGUCGCACCACCUGGGGCACCUCGUUUGGAUACAUCAUCUGUCUUUACGGGAUUGAAAAUGAUCUACCGCACGGAGGGGCUCGCGGGGUGGUUUCGUGGUGUGGGUCCGCGUGGUGUAUGGACCAGCAUCCAGUCUGGGACGAUGUUGGUUAUGUACCAAUACCUACUUAAACGGAUUGAAGCGUGGCAAGAGUCAAAGGACUCGCCUCUAUGA
Penicillium angulare is the source of this 1260-nucleotide messenger RNA. RefSeq names its product putative mitochondrial carrier protein. The transcript has 2 exons. The coding region runs from base 1 to 1260 and encodes 419 amino acids. Gene Ontology annotation, biological process: magnesium ion export from mitochondrion. The record is from RefSeq and is a predicted model, not a curated record. Gene Ontology annotation, molecular function: magnesium ion transmembrane transporter activity. NCBI's taxonomy places the organism in Eukaryota, Fungi, Ascomycota, Eurotiomycetes, Eurotiales, Aspergillaceae.